GGAAAAGUUGCGGGGCGGAGAGAGCGCGAGCGAGCGGGGCGAGAGCGGGGACAGCGGCCCGGCCAUGGACGACCUCGACGCCCUGCUCGCGGACCUGGAGUCUACCACCUCCCAUAUCUCCAAACGGCCCGUCUUCCUGUCUGAAGAGACCCCUUACUCCUACCCGACAGGAAACCACACGUAUCAAGAGAUUGCGGUGCCCCCCCCGGUCCCCCCACCCCCCUCUAGCGAGGCGCUCAACGGCACUGUCCUUGACCCCCGGGACCAGUGGCAGACUGGCGGCACCCGAUACAUCCACCAGCAGCCUCCGCCCCAGUCUCCCGUGUACAGCUCCGGUGUGAAAAAUCCCAGCGUCCCCGAGUCCCGGGACAGCCUCGGGUCCCCCUGCCCCCGUGGAGCCAGUGAGGAAGAACACGUGUACAGUUUCCCCAAUAAGCAGAAAUCAGCUGAGCCAUCCCCCACCAUCAUGAGCUCCUCACUGGGCAGUAACCUGUCAGAACUUGACCGCCUUCUCCUGGAAUUGAAUGCAGUCCAGCACGGCCCUGCGUCUGGCUUCUUGUCAGGUGAGGGGAGGGGGGCAGGGCUGCUUUCUUGCAUCCUCAUUUCUCAGGCUCCCCCGGCGUUGGCAUCGAUUGGACUUUCUCCUCUUCUCUCCCAAGAUGACGCUAACCAGAGCCCUCCACUGCCCGGGGGACUGAGUGCUCACUAUGGCAUCCCCGAGAACAACAGCCCCUUGGGGGGAAAGGCCACCCCCCCAGUGAAAGAAAAGCCCAAGCGGAAUGGGGCCCGGGGGCUGGAGGACAUGAGGCCCAGCGUGGAGAGCCUUUUGGAUGAGCUGGAGAGCUCCGUGCCCAGCCCUGUCCCAGCCAUCACGGUGAACCAGGGUGAGAUGAACAACCCUCAGCGCGUCACGUCCAGCCAGCAACAGACCCGCAUCUCGGCCUCCUCAGCCACCAGGGAGCUGGACGAGCUGAUGGCCUCCCUCUCGGACUUCAAGUUCAUGGCCCAGGGGAAGGUGGGGAGCAGCUCCCCACCUGGUGGCCCCCCGAAGCCAGGGAGCCAACUGGACAGCAUGCUGGGGAGCCUGCAGUCGGACCUGAACAAAUUAGGUGUGGCCACGGUCGCCAAAGGUGUCUGCGGGGCCUGCAAAAAGCCCAUUGCUGGACAGGUGGUGACGGCGAUGGGAAAAACCUGGCACCCGGAGCAUUUCGUCUGCACCCACUGCCAGGAGGAGAUCGGCUCCCGGAACUUCUUUGAACGUGAUGGGCAGCCGUACUGUGAAAAGGACUACCACAACCUCUUCUCCCCGCGUUGCUUCUAUUGUAACGGGCCCAUCUUGGAUAAAGUGGUGACGGCCUUGGACCGAACUUGGCACCCGGAGCACUUCUUCUGUGCUCAGUGUGGAGCUUUCUUUGGACCGGAAGGGUUCCAUGAGAAAGAUGGCAAGGCGUAUUGUCGAAAAGAUUACUUUGACAUGUUUGCCCCUAAAUGUGGAGGCUGCGCCCGGGCCAUCCUAGAGAACUACAUCUCUGCGCUCAACACCCUCUGGCACCCCGAGUGUUUCGUCUGCCGGGAAUGCUUUACGCCGUUCAUCAAUGGCAGCUUUUUCGAGCACGACGGGCAGCCCUACUGUGAGGUGCAUUACCACGAGCGUCGCGGUUCGCUCUGCUCCGGUUGCCAGAAGCCCAUCACGGGCCGCUGCAUCACCGCCAUGGCCAAGAAGUUCCACCCGGAGCAUUUUGUCUGCGCCUUCUGUCUCAAGCAGCUCAACAAGGGAACCUUCAAGGAACAGAAUGACAAGCCCUACUGUCAAAACUGCUUCCUCAAGCUCUUCUGUUAGAGCCUCCGGCUCUCCCCUCCCCAGCCAGCCUCCCCCCUGCCCCCCACGGGACCCCCCAGGCCCACCCGGGAGGGUCCUCGAGGCAGUGGAGGGCUCCUGGGACCCAGAGACCUCCCGGCAGGGGACAGAGAGGCCAGGGCGCCACACCUGUUUCUGGUUUCCUCUUCCCAGGGAUCUCCCCAGGCCCACUUCCCUCCCCCUUCCUCUGUUCUCCCUGCCUCUCUUUCUUUCAUGGUGGGAGAGAUCCGUUGUGGCCUGGGGAACCAGUCAGGUUUCCUUCCUGCCGUGCAGAGCCUGGCACCCCACACUGGAAUCGUUUCUUAGCCAGGUCACUGGGCAUCCCCAGAACCAGGGCUGCCCAUUCAGGGAGUUUUUGAGGGGCAGAACUUUUGUAAUCCUUCCGCUCUCUCCCUUCCCUCCUUCCUCCCCCCAUCCUCUCCCUCCUCCCUCUCUUCUCCUUCCUCCUCCUGCCUUCCCUCCUCCCCCCCAUCCCCUGGUUCAGCACUCUGGAGGGCAGCCAUCCCCUGCCAAGUGAACGCCAGCAUUAACCCCCCUGGGGAGAAGACCGGGGGGGGGAGAAGUUCCCAGGUCUCUCUCUCCUCUGCCUGAGGCCUCCUUUCUUGUGGCUCUCAUUCACUCGGUUCUACUGAGAAAGGACUCUCCAGCAAUAAUAUUUUAUAUUGACUUUGUGGGCUCUAGGAUUGGCGGGCAUGCCGUGAGCAUGGCCCCUGGACUGGAUGCUGCCCCGUGUUUGAUAGAUUUCUACACUGACGUUUGAAUUCCUGUUUAUCUGGGUUGCUUUUAAUUCUCUCUAUGAAUGAUUUUGACAAGAUUUUUAAGAUGUUCCUUUCGGUCCUGUCCUUUGCCCGCUCUUGGGCCCCUGGGGGCGGUGACCCAGGCACCUUUGCUGUCCAGCACUCUUAACCAAUAGGGUUUUCUUUGUACCGAGGGCUUCUGGGUGAGAGGCAGCCAGUAUCUUUUUCUAGCACAAACCAGUCGGUCUAGGAGUCAUCUUUUUUUUAAUUCCCUCCCUCCCAGUUCACCUAGAACAUUUUGUAAACUGCUGUAUUCAGACCCCCUUCCUCCCUGACUCUGUGUACCAGGGUCUCAGCUAACUUAGCUCAUUUGCCUGCCUUCAGGAGGGAGGUGAGCAUGUAACAUGUGUUGGGUGGUAGGGAGAGACUUGGAGGGAACAUGAGGGCAUUUCCCAGUUUCUGCCGGAAUAAGCCACAAGGAGUUGGGGGCAGGGUCCUACAUCCAAGCCCUCCUUGUGUCUUCUGAGUUCCCCCAAGGCCCUGCUCCAACGUGCCCGGUAGAGGUCAGGGGGUUGCCCUCUGGCUCUGGGCAUCCUCCUAGAUUCUGUAAAGCACCUUUUGUGCCAGUUUCUCUGUUCUUUGGGAAACCUGGGGUGGAGCGAUGGAGGAAUAGAAUAGAAUAGACAUUCCUUCUUAAGAAAAGGAUGACGAUGGAGCCAGGGGGUGCUCGGGACCGCCAAGCUCUGCUGCCCCAGCUUUGUCCCCAUUUUGUGCUGACGGUAAUGAGUGUUUGGAAAAUUCCUGGGGGAGAAACCCGACUGAAACUGAUGGUGGUUUUGCAAAGGGGCCUUGCUCUCAUUAUGGGCCAUGAAAUAUUCUCGAGUCCCUUGAGGCCAGGUCUUGGGAGAAUCCUGGGAAGAUUUUCCCAGUAGGUGAAACGGGAGCUUACCUGAGUCCCCAGGUGGAGCUGCUAUUCCUGCCCAUUCCCGGAGCCUUCUCCGGUCAUUGGGAAUUGGCCGCAGACAGGGCAAAAGACAGUCUGGGUCUGAGGGAGGCUGAGUUAGCUGGGAACUCAGUGCACACUCAGCUUUCUGGUUCAGCUAGCUGAAUGAAAGCCAGGGGCUCUCCAGGCCAGCUCUGCUCUGUUUUGGGGUGUCUGUACGUCCACCUCGAGGCCUUAGUGCUCUGUUUACAGUGACCUGCCCCGUCCCUCCCCUUUGGGUUCAGGGACAUCUGGGGGAAUGCCUCUCUGGGUCAACAGUUUGAUUUGAUUCUUUCUGCCCUAUAAACUUUUAACCUUGCUUUUCCCAUUUAAAUUCCUGUGAUUUAUGCCAAUAAAAUUUACCAUUAUUUUCACCUUG
This is a messenger RNA of Vombatus ursinus (common wombat), 3956 nucleotides long. It is a transcript of the gene PXN, whose product is annotated as paxillin. The record is from RefSeq and is a predicted model, not a curated record. The coding region runs from base 65 to 1840 and encodes 591 amino acids. NCBI's taxonomy places the organism in Eukaryota, Metazoa, Chordata, Mammalia, Diprotodontia, Vombatidae. Gene Ontology annotation, biological process: endothelial cell migration; transforming growth factor beta receptor signaling pathway; substrate adhesion-dependent cell spreading. The transcript is spliced from 10 exons.